Molecule: messenger RNA, 2155 nt
Organism: Carlito syrichta (Philippine tarsier)
Lineage: Eukaryota; Metazoa; Chordata; Mammalia; Primates; Tarsiidae
Gene: ACOX3
Product: acyl-CoA oxidase 3, pristanoyl
Exons: 17
Coding region: 5-2086 (693 amino acids)
Biological process (GO): lipid homeostasis; fatty acid beta-oxidation using acyl-CoA oxidase
Cellular component (GO): peroxisome
Molecular function (GO): pristanoyl-CoA oxidase activity; fatty acid binding; FAD binding
Source: RefSeq, a predicted model, not a curated record
CGCGAUGGCACCCACUGUGGGGGGAGGCGACGACGCUCUGCUCCCGGAUCUCCCCCGGGGGCCCCUUGAUGCCUACCGAGCUCGGGCGUCCUUCAGCUGGAAGGAGCUGGCGCUGUUCUUAGAAGGCGAGGACUUACUCCGCUUUAAGAAAACCAUCUUCUCAACUCUGGAGAACGACCCGCUCUUCGCCCGUUCCCGUGGAGCCGGCCUGUCCCUGGACAAGUACCGUGAACUGAACUUCCUGCGGUGCAAACGGAUCUUCGAAUAUGACUUCCUUGACAUAGAAGACAUACUCAAGAAUCCUCUGAAAGUGUCCACGCUGAUUCACUGCCUGGGGAUGUAUGACUGGUCCCUGGCUACGAAGUACUUCCUCCACAUGCUGGUUUUUGGAGCAACAGUUUACAACUCCGGUUCCAAACGACAUUUCAGAUAUGUUAAACAGACCGCCACUAUGGAGAUUUUUGGAUGUUUUGCUUUGACCGAACUGAGUCACGGCAGCAACACGAAGGCCAUGAGAACAACUGCGCACUACGACCCCAGCUCAGAGGAAUUCGUCAUACACUCCCCUGAUUUUGAAGCUGCCAAAUUCUGGAUAGGCAACAUGGGCAAGACGGCUACACACGCAGUGGUGUUUGCUCAGCUGCACAUGCCGGGGGGCCAGUGCCAUGGGCUGCAUCCUUUCAUCGUGCAGAUUCGGGACCCGAAGACCCUCCUUCCCAUGCCAGGGGUGAUGGUCGGCGACAUAGGGAAGAAGCUGGGACAGAAUGGGCUGGACAACGGAUUUGCCAUUUUCCACAAGGUUAGAAUUCCUCGCCAGAACCUCCUGAACAAGACAGGGGACGUCACUCCCGAGGGAACCUAUGUCAGCCCCUUUAAGGAUGUCAGGCAGCGCUUUGGCGCCUCCCUGGGUGGCCUGUCCUCGGGGCGGGUCUCCAUCAUAGGCAUGUCUGUUGUGAACUUGAAGCUGGCCAUAGCCAUUGCUCUUCGCUUCUCAGCCACUCGGCGACAGUUUGGACCAACCGAGGAGGAGGAGGUGCCAGUACUUGAGUACCAGAUGCAGCAAUGGCGCUUGCUUCCCUACCUGGCGGCUGCCUACGCCUUGGACUACUUCUCCAAGUCGCUCUUCCUGGACCUGAUAGAGCUCCAGCGAGGUGCCAGGCAGGCAGAGCUCGGACGUGAGAUCCAUGCCCUGGCGUCGGCCGGCAAGCCCCUGGCCUCAUGGAUGGCCCAGCAAGGAAUUCAGGAGUGCCGGGAGGCAUGUGGAGGACACGGCUAUCUGGCCACGAAUCGGCUGGGUGACCUCAGAGAUGACAACGAUCCCAACUGCACUUACGAAGGGGACAACAACGUCCUGCUGCAGCAGACCAGCAACUAUCUGCUGGGCCUCCUGGCACACCAGGUCCGGGAUGGAGCUUGCUUCCAGAGCCCUCUGAAGACGGUGGACUUUCUCGAAGCCUAUCCCGACAUCCUUGGCCAGAGGUUUGAGGUCUCCAGCGUUGCCGACUGCUUGGAUUCUGCAGUCCCCCUGGCAGCGUACAAGUGGCUGGUUUGCUACCUGCUCCGAGAGAGUUCUCAGAAAUUAAAUCAAGAGAGACAAUCAGGAGGCAGUGACUUUGAAGCAAGGAACAGCUGCCAGGUGUUCCACUGCCGCCCCUUGGCGCUGGCCUUCAUGGAGCUCACGGUGGUGCAGCGGUUCCAUCAGUACACACACCAGCCCGGAGUGCCGUCGCCACUGCGUGCCGUGCUGCAGCGACUCAGCGCCCUGUAUGCCCUGUGGUCGCUGAGCCGGCACACGGCCCUGCUCUACCGAGGUGGCUACUUCUGCGGCGAGCAGGCAGGGCGCCUCCUGGAGAGCGCUGUCCUGGCCCUGUGUUCCCAGCUGAAAGACGAUGCAGUUGCCCUGGUAGACGUGAUCGCUCCUCCUGACUUUGUCCUGGACUCCCCGAUUGGCAGAGCUGACGGCGAGCUCUAUAAGAACCUCUGGGGCGCCAUCCUCCAGGAGGGCAACGUGCUACAGAGGGCGUCGUGGUGGCCAGAGUUUUCUGCCAGCAAACCCGUCGUGGGAAGCCUGAAAUCAAAGCUGUAGCUGCACCAGCACACACACAGCUAAAUCGAAUGAAGCCGUUGAACUAAUUAAGACACGGACAUUCAAUUC